GUGGAUAGGAAUUCGUAGCUAGGCCCCGUCAACACACGGUUAACAGCUGACGACCGAAAAAAAAAAACACGCCUAGUUAAAAAGUAUAUUCUGAAGAAAAAAAAAUAUACCGGGAAAUAUAUAUACUCUUGUUGAAGAGGAUUCGCAAGUUAUUCGAGGCGAGCCCUUGGAAACGGGCGAUUGAACGGGGAACUCCCUCCUUAUGACAUGGUGUGCAAAGUUAUAAUUUUUUCUUCAUGUUGAAAUCCAGAACAUUGGAUAGUAUGGGGUCAGAUGGGGAAAGGAACCCUCAAGUGACCUCCGUGAAGUGUAAGAUAGUGUUAGUGGGGGACUGCGAGUGUGGAAAGACUUCAUUAAUUAAGCGGUACAUCAAAGAAAACUUCGACGAGAUAUAUACUGCUACAGCUUUUGAUACAUAUAACACGACAUAUCAUGUUUCCGACACAUACCGAAUCCAGAUGUCCCUUUGGGAUACCUCAGGCUCUCAUACGUAUAACAGUGUGCGCCCUCUAUCGUACGCCGACGCUGAUCUCAUUAUGGUCUGUUUCUCAGUAGCAGAUCCAGAUAGUUUGGAACACGCAAUCUCAAGAUGGUCACGUGAAGUCAGGGAACACUGUCCGAAACAGCCCAUGAUAUUAGUGGGCUGCAAAACAGACCUCAGAACUGACCCCACAACGCUAGCAGAACUUGCCAAGAAAAGAACAUCACCCAUUAUGUAUGAUCAGGCUCUCAAGUCAGCAAAAAAUAUUGGAGCCUUGGUUUAUUCAGAAAUUUCUUCCAAGGAUUCACAGCGAAGCGUGAAUGACGUCAUAGAAGUAGCGGCUCUGUCCUCUGCCGGAAAUAAGACCACACCAGAACAAAGUCCCACCUUCCGGCGACAGAGGUCCUUCAUGCGACGCAAACGAUUUAGCGGGAUUGGCGAGGCAAAGGUGCAAUUACGAAAGGAAGCAGCCAAAAGUUGCUGUAUCAUGUGAUUGAGUGACUGUGAACAUUUCAAGAAAAAGAAUCAUGAUCUCUGACUAAUUUGAAGGGAAGAUGUGUCCUGUUUCCCAUAAAAGCUGACGUGCUUUGGCCACUGUUUUGCUUAUUGCAAAAUCUUUAAUUUGUCUGUACAUUGUUUUGUUACAAUUCACAACGGCUUGCAGAUGUGUUUCUUAACACUUAAGUCUAAUGAAGAUAUUGCCUUGGACUCUGUGCUCUAAUACUACAGAUUGUAUAUUAAAAUGGAUGAACCCAUUCAAAAGCAUUGACCCAAGAACAUUAUACAUCUUUUUGUUAUUGACGUAGAAAAUAAGUCAUUUUCUUCAAUUCAAGGAUUAGAACAAUCAUUUAUAAACUAGCAGAUCUUCAUUAAACUUCGAGCAUAUAUUCAUUGUAGUGCGAAGUGACUGUCAAAAAUAUUGACAAAAUAGUGUCAGACAUUGAGGAACUGUAUAUGCAAGACAAGGUGGUGCACACUGUUAUUUGUAUAUUAAGGAGUGAGACAAGGGGGUUCUGUUUGCCCCGACUUCUUUAGGCUAGAAGAAUUGCAAAGGUGCUAAAGUGUGAGAGAGAAAAAAAACUGACAACAGAAACAAUUGUCCAACAGUUUGUCUUUCAUAUUUGUAUAUAGUAUUGAAUGCAAAUGAUAGAUAUUAAUUUAUUUUUGAGCAAGAGUGUCGUGUGUGCAAUUUCUAGUGCGGUGUGCAAUAUUGCUCGCGUGCAGGAAUAAAUCGAAGAUUUUGUUUUAUUACACGGGAGGUGUUAUAUAUUUGAACAAAUUUGAUACCUAAAAAUAAAUGAGAAACUUUA
This is a messenger RNA of Saccostrea echinata, 1791 nucleotides long. Its product is annotated as rho-related GTP-binding protein RhoE-like. Gene Ontology annotation, biological process: small GTPase-mediated signal transduction. The transcript has 5 exons. Lineage: Eukaryota; Metazoa; Mollusca; Bivalvia; Ostreida; Ostreidae. Bases 237 to 974 code for a protein of 245 amino acids. The record is from RefSeq and is a predicted model, not a curated record. Gene Ontology annotation, molecular function: GTP binding; GTPase activity.